GUGUUCUAUUGGCGUUGUGUUUUUCCCCCUUCUCUGGUCGGUCUCUGUUGGUCUGCUGUUUGUCGCUUAUGGAAGGUUGAGCAAACACAGAGAGACGCAAGAAAAAGUCACCUGGGAAACGGAAAGUUGUGGUUUGGCUUUUGUGAAAAAACGCACACACUAUCCCGAAUAAACGAACGAUCUCGCAACGUUCCAUCAUCAUCACCUUCAUCACCAUCAUCGUCCUCGUCCAAGCCCACCACCAACCACACACAGACAACCCAGUUGCCCUUCUUGUGAAUCGCGCUUGAUUGGCCGUCCCUCCAAAGCCCCCCCCCCUCGCAUCAUCAUCUUCAUUAUCAUGUCGGUCAUCUACUUCAAGUUCAAGACGCGCACAGACAGCUCGACCGUCAAGUUUGACGGCGUCGGCAUCACGCUGCUCGAGCUCAAGCGCGCCAUCAUCACGCAGAGCAAGCUGGGCCAGAACGAAGACCUCGAGGUGAUUGACGCACAGACAAAGCAAGCAUACACGAACGAGUCCGCACUCGUGGCAAGAAACACGUCCGUCGAAGUCAAGCGAAUUCCAGCAACCACACAGCGAAACUGGUACGAGAUCAAACCCGCCGUGGCUGCUGCCGCUCAAGCACAGAGCAUGAAGGCUGCUGCGGCCGCGACAGCCAGCUUGCACAACCCGAAUGCUACAGAAGACGAGCGAAUCAAGGCGAUGAGCUCACUGUCGGGAGCAACGUUCAAUGCUGCCGCACUGGCCGCGGCGGCCAACCGACCGCUGGCGGCGUCCGAAAUGGGCGGCCAUCGACCAACCUUCCACGCCCCAGGCGGAGGCGUCGCUGGGGGCCCGCGCUUUGGCGCUCGGCCUGGCUUCCGCAUGCCAGGACCCAUGGAUCGCCCACCCGAGACCUACGUUUGCAACCGAUGUGGAUAUGCAGGUCACUUUAUUCAGUACUGCCCGACGAACGGUGACCCUCUGUACGACCAGCCAAAGGCAAAGCGUGCGACUGGCAUCCCCAAAAGUUUCCUGCAAACGACAACGGUGGAGGCGAAUCCUGGUGCCCUGUUGGCUGCCGAUGGCACGUUUGUUAUUACCACUGUGAACGAUGACUUGUUUGAACGCCAGCUCGCUGCAAGUGCACCCAGCGCACUUCCUGACGACGUGCCUGAAGAACUUCGCUGCCCUAUUUGCACCCAGAUCAUGGACAACGCUGUCUCUGUUGAUUGCUGCUCGACGACGUUUUGUGAUUCGUGCAUCCGGAACCACAUAUCUGAACACUUUCAUUGCUUCAUGUGCAAGCAAGACGUCAGCCAGGACGAUGUCGCGCCAAACCAGAAACUGCGACGUCAAAUUGCGCUCUUCCAAGCCGGCAAAACUGUCGAGGUGCCUGUCCCUCCUGCACCGCUGGCCACAGCCCCGGCAUCCGCCCCAGCACACCCAUCUGUGAACGCUCCGACAGAGCUUGAUGCAGACUUUCUUGCUCCAAUGUUCUCCGCACCGCUGCCUGCACCGCUGCCUGCACAACUGGCUGCACCUCCCGCCAAGGCCGAGCCAUUGAACGCGAGUGUUCCUGCCGAAAGGGCGGAGGCGCCACAACCCAUGGCUGUUGAAGCCAAGGAAGUCGCCGAAUCUGAAGUCGCUGUCCAUUCCUCCGACUCUGUGACCGCGGGAGAUGCAGCUUCGACAUCUGCUCCUGCUUCUCCCAUGGCCGACUCCGAUUCACGUUCACCGCGUUCACCGCGUUCACCACGCUCACCACGCUCACCACGCUCCCCGUGCUCGCCGCAACAAGAUGGCAACGACAAUGAUUCGCCUGAAUCACCAAGAGGUCGUUCGCGCUCGCGCUCUGGUUCACACUCGCGCUCUGGUUCACGCUCACGUUCACCGGCACCAAAUGCGGAAUCUCACCCAUCCUACCCAGCUGCCGCCAUGCAAGCAUUCCCACCAGGCUUCCACCCCACCCCAUUCAUGCCAAUGCCAGUUGGAUUUAUGCCGCGCCCCGGUGGCAUGCCAUUCCCUCCGCCGUUCAUGGUCCCGCCAGGCUUCCGGCCGCCGCCGUUUGGCAUGCCUCCACCACCCGGGAUGGUACCUGGAGGACCGCGGUACCCAGGCAUUCCACCGUGGGUUGCGCAGCAAAUGCGCUACCAGCAGCAACUACAGCAAAAGAAUCAAACCCGCGGAACCCGUGGCGGCGAUUCCGAAGAUCGUCGUCGGCGACGCAAUGACGAUGAAGACGGAUCGGACCACCCCAGAAAACGCGAGCGGUCUUCGUCCCCUGAGCACAGAGAGCGCGAUCGACACCGAAGCUCAAGUCGAGAUGUCGAGCGCGACGAUUCCGAGCAGAGAGCAGACCGCGAGUCGCACGAGCGAAGCGGCCGAGACGAGGAUGGGCGCCGAGAUUCGAGCCGCGAGUCGCGUCGAACCUCGAGUCGGGAUGACCGCGAGCGAUCGUCGUCGAAAGACUCACGGCGGGAGCGCGAUGGAUCCGAGUCGAGGCGAGAGCGCGAUGACGAAGACUCUAGCCGCAACUCCAAGAGCGACCGCUCCAGUUCCAGCAGUCGUCGCGAUUCUGAGCGCGAUCGCGACCGCAGUCAUAGCCAUCGAUCCGACUCGUCCUCCUCUUCCUCCAAGGACCGUACAAGGAGCGACAACGAUUCGAGCAGCCACGGAAAUUCGAGCAGCAGCAGCAGCAGCAGCCGCCAUGAUCACGAUCGAGCUUUGAGCUCAAGCGACAGGCACUCAUCCAGCAAAGAUUCAUCUCGCCAUUCGAGUCGCGACUCGGGGCGAGACGGCCGGAAUCGAGAUCGCUCGAGCAGCAAAAAGUGACUCUGGUAUUUGGUUUUGCUCGACUUGUAUUUUUAUUUUCCAUCAAUUACAGUGUCUGUUUGUCUGUCUCUCUUGAAUGGAGGGGUUUUUGCGCUCUUGUGCUAAAAUGGCUUUGUCCGAAAAAUGAAGGCGAUGAGCUAUUUCGUACUACAUCAAUGAACAUGAAACACAG
Capsaspora owczarzaki ATCC 30864 is the source of this 2987-nucleotide messenger RNA. RefSeq lists its product as hypothetical. The record is from RefSeq and is a predicted model, not a curated record. NCBI's taxonomy places the organism in Eukaryota, Filasterea, Ministeriida, Capsasporidae. Gene Ontology annotation, molecular function: ubiquitin protein ligase activity; nucleic acid binding; zinc ion binding. Gene Ontology annotation, cellular component: nucleus. Gene Ontology annotation, biological process: protein ubiquitination; mRNA processing; ubiquitin-dependent protein catabolic process. The coding region runs from base 341 to 2815 and encodes 824 amino acids. The transcript has 6 exons.